CUCAGUGCGAGCAGCGGUGGGGCGAGCAGGGAGAGCGGGCAGGCGCGGGUCGCGGACGGCGGCAAGAUGUUCAGCUGGAUGGGGCGGCAGGCGGGCGGGCGCGAGCGCGCGGGCGGAGCGGAUGCGGUACAGACUGUGACCGGCGGCCUGCGCUCACUCUAUUUGCGCAAGGUGCUGCCGCUGGAGGAGGCGUACCGCUUCCACGAGUUCCACUCGCCCGCGCUGGAGGACGCCGACUUCGAGAACAAGCCCAUGAUCCUGCUGGUGGGCCAGUACAGCACGGGGAAGACCACCUUCAUCAGAUACUUACUGGAGCAAGACUUCCCAGGCAUGAGGAUUGGUCCAGAGCCCACCACCGAUUCCUUCAUCGCUGUGAUGUAUGGGGAGACCGAGGGCAGCACCCCAGGGAACGCAUUAGUAGUGGACCCCAAAAAGCCAUUUCGAAAGCUUAGUCGCUUUGGAAAUGCUUUCCUGAAUCGGUUCAUGUGCUCCCAGCUGCCCAAUCAGGUCCUGAAGAGCAUCAGCAUCAUUGACAGCCCAGGCAUCCUGUCUGGGGAGAAGCAGCGCAUCAGCCGAGGCUAUGACUUCUGCCAGGUCCUGCAGUGGUUCGCUGAGCGGGUCGACAGGAUCAUCCUGCUCUUCGAUGCUCACAAACUGGACAUCUCAGACGAGUUCUCUGAGGCCAUCAAGGCCUUCCGGGGCCAGGAUGACAAGAUCCGCGUAGUGCUGAACAAGGCCGACCAAGUGGACACACAGCAGCUGAUGCGUGUUUACGGGGCCCUCAUGUGGUCCCUAGGCAAGGUCAUCAACACUCCCGAGGUGCUGCGUGUCUACAUUGGCUCCUUCUGGGCGCAGCCCCUGCAGAACACUGACAACCGCCGGCUAUUCGAGGCCGAGGCCCAGGACCUCUUCAGAGACAUCCAGAGUCUUCCUCAGAAGGCAGCAGUGCGCAAACUCAAUGACCUCAUCAAGCGAGCGAGGCUGGCCAAGGUACAUGCCUACAUCAUCAGCUACCUGAAGAAAGAGAUGCCGAGUGUAUUUGGGAAGGAAAACAAAAAGAGAGAGCUUAUCAGCAGAUUGCCAGAAAUCUACAUUCAACUGCAACGAGAAUACCAGAUUUCUGCAGGCGACUUCCCGGAGGUCAAGGCAAUGCAGGAACAGCUUGAGAACUACGACUUCACCAAAUUCCACUCACUGAAACCCAAGUUGAUCGAGGCCGUGGAUAACAUGCUGAGCAACAAGAUCUCGUCUCUGAUGAACCUCAUCAGCCAGGAGGAGAUAAGCAUGCCCACACAGCUCGUGCAGGGCGGUGCCUUCGACGGCACCACCGAGGGCCCCUUCAACCAGGGCUACGGGGAGGGCGCCAAGGAGGGGGCCGAUGAGGAGGAGUGGGUUGUGGCCAAAGACAAGCCCGUCUACGAUGAGCUUUUCUACACCCUGUCGCCCAUCAAUGGCAAGAUAUCGGGCGUCAACGCCAAGAAGGAGAUGGUGACCUCCAAGCUGCCCAACAGCGUCCUGGGCAAAAUCUGGAAGCUGGCCGACUGUGACUGCGACGGCAUGCUGGACGAGGAGGAGUUCGCGCUGGCCAAGCACCUCAUCAAGAUCAAGCUCGAUGGCUUUGAGCUGCCCAACAGCCUGCCCUCCCACCUUGUGCCCCCCUCCCACAGGAAGUCCCUGCCCAAGGCCGACUGAGGGGCAGGCGGUGUAAGGUGAGGAUUGGAGGGCCUGGGCUGCAGCCUGCGCUGCCACUGACUCACCGAGCAAUGCUGGGCAAGGCACUGCCCUCUCUGUGCCUCAGUUUCUCCAUCUGCGGAAUGGGGAGGGCAGACAUUAGACACUAGAUGGGGUUCUUUUCCCUCUAAAAUUCCCUGAGUUUCUGUUCAUAUACUGAGGGGAGGGUGGACAAGGGGAUUGAAGAUUUGAGAAGAAAGAGAAAUUGCCCAAAGAGUACUCAGAAGCUGCAGAGACAGACAUGGGGGUGGGCUUCGUGCAGUCCCAGGAGCCGCAGGAGGGAGCUGGGGGCUCUUCUGGGCUUCGCCGGACUCCUCUUCCUCAUGCACCUGCCUAGAGCCUCUGUCUGUCCCUCAGACGGCACCGGAAGGAAGCAAAGCUCGUCUUACUUAUUUUGUUUCCUACUCUAUUUAGAAGGGAAACAAAAUAGAGCAGAGAGGGUGUCUGUUCUCUCCAAACCAUCUGCCAAAGAGAAGACUGCUGCCCCGAGGUCUGAAAGGAGGAUACAUGUGUCUGUGUGUGCCCCUGACCUUUCUGCAGGGGUCCCCCACAACGGCAGCCAGGUCAGCAAAGUGCAGAUGUCCCAGCUCCCCACUGACUAGCUUCCCAGGGCCAUCCCCCCAACCCCAGGGCCUUCGCAAAAAAGUUGUAUUUGGUUAGGAAUUUAGAACUCACAAUAUUUAUUAACCCCUGGCAAGAUUUCUAGUAUUCAUUCCAAGUCUUGUUGAGGUUUGAAGAUUAGCUGUUCUUACUGGUUUGUUCAAUAAUUUGUAGCAAAGUCUAUUUAUCCUUCUUAAAUCACUGUGAGGAAAAGAGGCAGUCCUCCUCUAUCAUCAGUUAGUGUGGUUACGUGUCCCCAAGGCUCCUUGGUCAAUGGCAGGAUUGAAAUUCACCACAAAAAUGUGUCUUGGUGCACACAGCAUCCUGGACCUGUGGACACAGCAGGAAGAGGGGCCAGCCUGCCCCAGGCUGUCAGGUAGAAGAAUCAGUCUACUAGUGUUACACACUAUUUUUAUAAAAAAUAGGUAUUUUUAUUGUGUUCAAUUUUGCUUUCUUACAGGAUAAAAGCCUUUAUACAGAAAUAGGAUGGAAUCUUCCAUUAAAAAAAACCUUUCCUUCAAGGGCUGUGUGUUUUGUAUUAUGAAUGCCCAUCAUGAGGCAGCAUUUGGGCACACUCCCCAACCCUGGCUCCUGCACCCCCCAUAAAGCUCUCUGGACCACUCGCUCAGAUGCCUGUGCCAGGUGGAAAUGGUUACUGCUCACUGCACCCUCCCUGCCAUGUGGGCUCCAGCUUGGGAAGGCAGCCUGGGGGCUCAUUUCCUCCAUAGUUAUGCAAUAAAGGAGAAAGACACAAAAUAGUGGUGGCUGUGAGGUCUGGGGCCCUGCAGACAGUGGAAAUGAAUGAAAUCGGAACAGUCCCACCUGAGCCUUCCAAAAACCAGAUUUUUUUUCUGAAAUCACCUGUAACAUCAGUGUCCGAACUGCAGACUGAGGGGAAAAUGUUUAUUUUAGAGAAGUAGCCAGGUGCCAGCCCUUGUGCUCUCUAGCUUACUUUCUAAAUAAUGUCGUUUUAAGAGAACUAAAUGCAUAAUAUGGCUUUUAAUCUGAAUGAGCACUUUUAUAUUAGACACAUAAAAAAGGGACGUCUAUAAUUACAGUUCUGUGAUAUGAGCAGAUAGUUCUGUGAGCACAUGAGGGCUGCCAACGGUGCAAGCUCAGGCCAGUCCUGCCAGGGUGAAAACAGAGAGAGAAGAAGACAGAGUUCAUUUGUCCAAAGGUUUAGAGAUGCCAAGGUUAGCUGGUUUUCCAUUCAGAUUUAUCCUGCUGCUUUAACUCUGCUCAGUUGUCAUAUAUGAAGACAAAUAUAUAUACAUAUAUAUGUCACAUGAGUAUGUAUUUUUGACACUUGUCAAUGUGCAUGUAUGCAGAUAGGGCCAGGUGUUGUCUAUUUAGAGACAGACAGGAAAACUGUUUUCGAGGUUUGUGGUUUCUAUGGGAAGGAACCUUCUCAUGGCAUUGUGAUCCCAUCCCCCAGACCCUCAGGUGGGAGAACAUCCGCAGCCGAAUCCUUUCCCUGCUGAGAAAAAAAGGAAAUCACAUGUUCUUAAUAUCUUCUUUUACAACAUGAAAUUAUUCAUCAUGAAAAGUGGACUGGCAAGAAAAACGCUGGAAAACAUCAAUGAUGGGGACUCGUGAGAACUCACACAAAGUUCCCUGAGUCUGGGUCCAAACGCCCAUCCUCCGACCCGCAGUGCAGCAGGGCCGCAGAACACAGAGCCCCCAGGACCUCUUCACCUUGACUGACUACAUCACCCUCCCUGAGUCCCACAGACUUCAAAUUAGGCACUCCGUAAAGUGUUUAUGGAUUGGGCAGGGGGUGGAAGUAGGUAAACUCUAGCACUAUGAAACUAUUUUCAUGCUCUCCAUGAUUCCACAGAAGGAAAUCUAAGAAUCUUGAAUCCUGAAAUCUCUAUUUUCUACACGGCACAUAAUAGCACCUAAUACAGCCUCUAGAGUCUUGAGUUUAGGGGAGGAAAAUGAAAUGUUCAGCCUUCUCUUCCCAAAGUCAGCUUCCAGGCAGUAAGCCUGCUGAGGAGGCCCUCCUGAGCCAGUCUGUAAAGAAACUGCCCUGAGACCUGCUGACCCUCACCAGCUCCGUGACCACGUGCACACGUGCCAGCUGCCUUGGCCUUGGACUCUAGCCCACUGUCUCAACUCUCUCCACAUACCCAGAUGACCCAGGGUAGGGUCACUCCUCGAGGCAGGUGGCCCUUCACUGAGUGGGCCGUCACUUCCCCAGGGCUGGGUGGGUUCUCUUUGUCACCAUUCAGCAACAGUGUCCUUGAGCCGGGGGUUGUGCUUCCUCCUACCGGGUAAUGCGCCUAUGUAUCAUGGGACUGGCGUCCGGUUGGGUCGGAGAGGAGUGAGGAGAAGCAGAAUGCCUCCUGCUCUCCCACCGAGCCCCCUUCAUGGCCAUCCCGCAGAAGAGGCCUCAGUAGAGCCCUGGCCCCACCACCCCUGACAGCCGUCCUUUCCUGUGAUGAUCCAGGUCUCCUUGGGAGCCGCCUGUCCACCACCCUGGGAAUGUCUCAUACUGGAGUCUACCCGCCAGGGUAGGGGUUAACCACCGGAGUCAUGGCUUGGCGACUGCCGCUGGGCCCGUUCCACUUGGCACCAUCACACUCCUGUGUUAUACCCAGAGCAAAACCCCAGACAGAUUGCCUUGACUAUAAGGAAAACAUCUAACAGAUACUGUUUAUUUCCUCCAAGGAAUGUAGCAGAAGAAUUAAUAUUCUUAGGACAGAUAACCACUGAGUUUAUUCAAGGAAACAUGGGCCUAAUUUAAGAGUGUAUCAGGUUAUAUGUUAGUCAGCAGUUAAUACACAGUGCUUCUAUUUUUUGUAAUCUUGUUUUGAAGUGUCAAAAAAGACACGAUCUACUGAUCAAUAAACUUCUGAAAAAAACCA
This is a messenger RNA of Manis javanica (Malayan pangolin), 5198 nucleotides long. RefSeq names its product EH domain containing 4 (gene EHD4). Lineage: Eukaryota; Metazoa; Chordata; Mammalia; Pholidota; Manidae. Gene Ontology annotation, cellular component: cytoplasm; plasma membrane. Gene Ontology annotation, molecular function: protein binding; GTP binding; calcium ion binding. The record is from RefSeq and is a predicted model, not a curated record. Gene Ontology annotation, biological process: endocytosis; endosomal transport.